AGCCAAUAACGAAAAAGUGUUGUAAAAUAAGGCGGGAUAUCAAAGUCUUGAAGAAUUACUCAUUGAAAAGAAGCCAACAAGCGUUGGAGUUGACUUCUCGGUGCGGUUAAGAAUUUACAGGAGUGAAACCAAGAAAUUUAACGUUUUCUAUUUUUCCCGGAGACGCACAAACAGGGCUGCAGCGAUGUGGAUUCAAGUGCGAACUAUGGAUGGCAAAGAAACCCACCGGGUGGAUUCGCUGUCCAAACUAACGAAGGUGGACGAGCUUCGGCUGAAGAUUUCGGAGCUCUUCAAAGUGGAGCAGGAUAGAAUGAGGCUGUUCUAUCGUGGCAAGCAGAUGGAGAACGGGCACACAAUAUUUGACUACAACGUGGGCCUUAACGACAUAGUGCAGUUGCUUAUUAGACAGAACGCUCCCCAUAUUGAAGUUCCCAAAAACAAGGACAAAGAUGCCGAGCUUUCGGACUCUGAUUCUGGCUGCGGCUCAACCCAGAGUGAGUCUGACAAGAGUUCGACCCAUGGAGAGAUGGAGGUUCAGACUCCUGGUACAUCCUCCCAAACAAACAACCCACAGCUACUGGAUCGUGGAUUUGGAUUUUACAAGGUGAAUGAAAUGGUGGAUGCGAGGGACUUGAAUAUGGGGGCGUGGUUUGAAGCUCAGAUCGUGGAUGUCACCAAGAGCCCCAAAACCCCUAAAGUGGAUCUGGAGGAUGAGUCAGAGCAUGAACAAGAGGAGAUUCUGUACCACGUGAAAUUUGAUGAUUACCCGGAGAACGGAGUGAUCCAGCUUCUGGCUAAGGAUGUUCGACCAAGGGCCCGGACUGUGUACCAGUGGGACCAGCUGGAGCCUGGUAUGAUCGCUAUGGUCAACUACAACCCAGAUGACCCCAAGGAGCGUGGCUACUGGUAUGAUGCUGAGAUCCAGAGGAAAAGGGAAACGCGCACCCUGCGAGAGAUUUAUGCUAAGAUUAUUCUAGGGGAGGCAGGCGACUCCCUCAAUGACUGCCGGAUCCUGUUUGUAACUGAAAUUUAUAAAAUUGAGGAGCCCGGGUCUCAAAGUGAUACACCUGCAGGAUCUGAGAGCCCAAUGAAACGAUCAAAUGGACCAGAGUGCAAGCACUGCAAAGAUGAUCCUGAUAAAAACUGCCGCUGGUGUAACUGCAAUGUUUGCGGCAUCAAGCAGGAUCCUGACAAACAGCUUUUAUGUGAUGAAUGCGACCAGGCUUAUCACAUAUACUGCCUGAACCCACCACUAACCUCCAUCCCAGAGGAUGAAGACUGGUAUUGCCCGAAUUGUCGCAAUGAUUCAAAUGAGGUGGUGCGUGCUGGGGAAAAGCUGAAGGAGAGUAAGAAAAAAGCAAAGAUGGCCUCUGCUACCUGUUCAAGCCAGAGGGACUGGGGCAAGGGAAUGGCCUGUGUUGGUCGAACGAAGCAGUGUACCAUUGUCCCUUCAAACCACUAUGGCCCAAUCCCUGGUGUUCCCGUUGGCUCAUUGUGGAAGUUCAGAGUGCAGGUCAGUGAGUCUGGCGUCCACAGGCCACAAGUAGCUGGGAUACAUGGCAGGAGCAAUGAAGGUGCCUUCUCUUUGGUCUUGGCAGGAGGCUAUGAGGAUGAUGUGGAUGACGGGAAUGAGUUUACUUACACUGGUUCUGGGGGACGAGACCUUUCUGGGAACAAGAGGACUGCAGAGCAGUCAUGUGAUCAGACACUUACAAACAUGAACCGUGCACUUGCUCUCAACUGCAAUGUUCCUGUCAAUGACAAGAAUGGUGCUCAGGCAAAGAACUGGAAGGAUGGAAAGCCAGUCAGAGUGGUUCGUAACUGCAAGGGUCGCAAGCACAGUAAAUACGCCCCCGAGGAAGGAAACCGAUAUGAUGGGAUAUACAAGAUUGUUAAGUACUGGCCAGCCAAAGGCAAAUCUGGCUUCUUGGUAUGGCGCUACCUCUUGAGGCGGGAUGACGAUGAGCCAGCACCAUGGACCAGAGACGGCAAGGAACGGAUCAAAAAGCUUGGUCUUGUGAUACAGUAUCCUGCUGGUUAUCAGAAGGAGAAGGAGAACAAAAAUGAAGUUGAAGAGGAGGAGACGCCCAGCAAGGCAAAGCGGAAGAGACGAUCUCAGGGCAGUGACUCCACCAAGAACUCACCAGCCAAGAGUCCCAAGAAAGUGAAGGUGGAAGUUUACAAGCUGUCAGGAGAGCAGAAGGCACUCAUCAAAGAUGACACUCAAAACAAGAAAGUGUGGGAUGAAGCCAUAGAGUCGCUUUCACUUGGCCCGAAAUUUCUGAACAAAGUUGAAGAGGUUUUCCUUUGCAUUUGCUGUCAAGAAGUGGUCUAUCAGCCCAUAACCACUGAGUGCCAACACAAUGUGUGCAAGGAAUGCCUUCAGCGUUCUUUCAAAGCAGACGUGUACACCUGCCCGGCCUGCAGACAUGACUUAGGCAAAAACUACUCCAUGGCUGUCAACAAGCCGCUGCAAGAGAUCCUAAAUCAGUUUUUCCCAGGUUACAGCAAUGGUAGAUGAUCAGCUCUACGAGACAGUCUUGGUGGAAACAAUGCAAAGUUUAAGGGCAAUUUGCAUUUGAUGAUAAAGAAUCCAUUUUUCUUAAUAUAUAUGUUUGUGAUUUAUGAAAAUCUGCCAUUUUUGUGGACUUCAAUGAUACUGUAUUCCAUGACAUUCUUCAAUGAUGUGUUGGUAAUGUAAUUGAAUUUUUGAUUUCAUACACUGCCUGAAUCCUUUGGCCAUUGCAACCGUUAAAUUUCAUUUUGCAGUUUUCGGUUAAUUUACCCAUACUUGUUAAUUUCAAGUGUCAUACUUUUUAAUAUGUAAUAUAUAAACUAUGAAUUCGGUGCUUCUCAAGAGAGGUUAAUUUUACAGUUUUUAUCUCAAACUAGCUGUGGCACAUUUGAUAAGUUGUUUCUUUGGCUCACAUAUUACUCCCUCGUUGCCUGGUUCUCCUUUAUUUUUUGAAGAUGCCAAGGCCCGACUUGACGGGCUGCUAGUAAGCGUGUGGCUUUUUGCUUUGACAAAAUCGCUUAUCCGGAAUUGUACUCAAAUGCUGUUAUGAAAGAUCUUUUGUUUUGGAUUCCUCCUAGUUGAAUUUCAGUGGGUGGUGUUUAAGGCUGACUUCCGUAUUUAGUUACUUGGGAGCAGGUUUUAAUUCCAAAGAAAAAUGCUUAGAGUGUAUUGUAGAACCCCCAUAUAGCUGUUACUUGUUGGUUCUAGAAAUCUUGUGUAUUUUUUCUCCGUUAAUGUAUUCAGUAAUUUUUGUAUUUUUAAACUAAUAAUUUGUCGAAAUGUAGACCAGUGGGAUCUCAAACAAAGUUGUGUAAUUCCCGUUACUUGCUUGACUUACAUGUAAUUUGCCGUUAAAUGCAGCAAGUUUGAACAUCCACCACCUGGCAGAUGGCCUUCGUUGUUGACGCCAAGAAUUGCAGAAAUAAAAAAUAUUCUGAAAUUGUAAAAUGUCUAUUUUAGUUUUGAUAUGGUUUUAGAAUUGCUCGCAUAUGAUGCGAGUUUGU
Corythoichthys intestinalis (scribbled pipefish) is the source of this 3519-nucleotide messenger RNA. It is a transcript of the gene uhrf1, whose product is annotated as ubiquitin-like with PHD and ring finger domains 1. NCBI's taxonomy places the organism in Eukaryota, Metazoa, Chordata, Actinopteri, Syngnathiformes, Syngnathidae. The transcript is spliced from 17 exons. The coding region runs from base 185 to 2521 and encodes 778 amino acids. Gene Ontology annotation, biological process: negative regulation of gene expression via chromosomal CpG island methylation. The record is from RefSeq and is a predicted model, not a curated record. Gene Ontology annotation, molecular function: protein binding; ubiquitin protein ligase activity.